Molecule: messenger RNA, 1599 nt
Organism: Lichtheimia ornata
Lineage: Eukaryota; Fungi; Mucoromycota; Mucoromycetes; Mucorales; Lichtheimiaceae
Exons: 7
Coding region: 1-1599 (532 amino acids)
Biological process (GO): sphingosine biosynthetic process
Cellular component (GO): intracellular membrane-bounded organelle; membrane; cytoplasm
Source: RefSeq, a predicted model, not a curated record
AUGCUACAUCAACUCAAGUUGCCCAAUGGGCCCAACACCAUCACACUCACAUACGAUGGACUUGGUCUUCGUGUCGAAGGUGCUGUCGAUGUUGAACAAAAAGGGAGCCGACGUACACUAUCCGACUUGACUCUACUUCCUAUCGCCAAGGUUAACGUCUUGAACGUUGUACUCGAUUCGUCUCAACGUGUGCUUCGUAUCCAUGCAUUGGUACCUCGCAAACAAGCCGUUCCUGACUCGCCCCUCGACCUUUGCAUUUUCAGUUGUCCUGUUGACCAGUCAAAAGUUUCCGAAGCCCAGCAUUUUAUUCAAUCAGUCAUUGACCACGUCUAUCAAGAUGCCAAGCAUGAGAAACGACUCAAAGUGCUUAUCAAUCCAUUUGGAGGUCAAGGCUUAGCCAGGAAGAUAUUCAGAGAAAAAGUGGCUCCUGUGUUCGAGAGUGCAAGAUGCAAGGUGGAUGUACAAGAAACCGAAUAUCAGGGACAUGCAGUUGAGAUUGCCAAGGAACUCGAUAUCGAUGCAUAUGACGCCAUGGUCACAGUGAGCGGUGAUGGUGUCAUCCAUGAAGUAAUCAACGGAUUUUGUCAACGCCCUGAUGCCCGUAUGGCUUUGAAGAAGGUUCCCAUGGGUGUGAUUCCUGGAGGCACUGGCAACGCUCUUAGUAUUUGUAUGCUUGGUGAAAAGUUAGGCUUCGAUGCUGUACACACAGCUCGUCAAGUGAUCAAAGGUACUCCCAUGGCCAUUGAUCUUUGCUCAGUGACAUACGAUGAUCACCGAUACAUGUCUUUCCUCUCUCACAAUUAUGGUAUCACUUCCUAUGCUGAUUUGGCGACUGAAAAUCUUCGCUGGAUGGGUGAUGCUCGCACAAUCCUUGGUCUCCUGCAACAAAUUUUCACUGGACAAACCUACAGCGUUGAAGCAGCAGUCCAAGUCGUUGAAGCAACCAAAGACAAGAUCAAAAGCAACUUUGCCAAUGAGGAUAAGAUGAACAAUACAAGCGAACAAGGAGAUGGUCCCAUCCAAGAUACGAUCCCACCACUUUCUGAACCUGUGCCAGAUGAUUGGACAACUAUCAAGGGUGACAUUUCGCUUUUCUUGACUAGCAAAACGCCAUGGCUUGCACGUGGUAUGUUGAGUCAUCCUUGUGCUGUUCCAAAUGAUGGUUUGCUGGAUCUCUUGCUUGUUCGUGACAAUCAAAGUAUGUUUGCAAAGCUCGACAUGUUUGGCAAGGUGGAAUCAGGACAUCAUAUUGAUUCGGAUGCGGUUGAAUACUACAAAGUCCGUGCCUUCCGUAUCAAGCCCAUUCCCAAGCCUGGCAAAAAGGCAUACGUAGCAAUCGAUGGUGAACAUGCUCCGGCAAAGGAAUUUCAAGUGGAAGUACAUCCUGGUCUUGCUUAUGCUUUGAGCUUGUAUCCAAGCUAUGAAAAUACACGCUCAUGGCGACCUUCAAAUAUGCAAUCAACCUCAGGUUCAUCGUUCAAGGACAAGCUAAGAGCCUUCAAGAACAAGAUUCACAGCACAGUUGCCUAUAUCCUUUCCAUCAUCCGUCAGUAUUUUGGCGGCAUUGGACGUGUAUUUCAAAGAUCGAGCACACGAUAA